AUGGCCCCUCGUACCCUCAAAGUCGGCUGCGCAGGUGCAGGCCGCAUGGGCAAACGCCACGCCAUGAACCUGCUGCACCGCGCUCCUCGCUCAGAUUUGGUGGCUAUUUUAAGCCCCGACGCAGAGGAGAGAAAAUGGGCAAAGAAUGAACUGGAGCCGUAUGGGGUGGUCAUUUACGAUAACUACGACGCUAUGCUUCAGCACGCUGGACUAGAGGCCGUGCUGAUUGCUACGAUUACCACUGUGCAUGCCGAACAGGCUAUCAAAGCUAUUGAAGCGGGGAAGCAUGUUCUCUGCGAGAAGCCUCUGUCUACGAGUGCAUCGAUUUCACAAUCGAUCGUUGACGCUGCCAGUCAGAAACCCGAGCUAAAGGUGAUGUGUGGCUUCUCUCGACGAUUCGACACUUCCUACCGCGACGCCUGGGUCAAGAUGGAUGCUGGACUCAUCGGCCACGUAUCCAUCAUCCGCAGUCAAACCUGCGAUAAAAUCGACCCCACGGGCACCUUCAUCUCCUUCGCGGCGACCUCCGGAGGCAUCUUCUGCGACUGCUCCGUGCACGACAUUGACCUUGUCCUCUGGUUUUUUGGCCCCCAAAGCAAAGUCAAAUCCGUGGUAGCAUCCGGUGUGACAACCCUGCACCCGGAACUGCAAAAGUACAAGGACGCAGACAAUGCAGUGGGGAUCAUCGAAUUCCACGACUCCCGCAUCGCGUAUAUAUUCUGUUCCCGCAUGAUGGCGGCGGGUCAGGAAGACACAAUGGAGAUAAUUGGUACGAAGGGAAAGCUGACCGUCAAUAGCCAGGCGCAACGCAACUUGGUCAGCAUUUUUGAUUCCACUGGUUCCCGUCGUGAACUUCCGGCGCAUUAUUACGAGCGUUUCGAGACCGCUUUCGUCGAUGAGGUUAAUGAGUUUGCGGCUUGUUGUCUUGAUGAUACGACUUUGCCGAUGCGGUUGGAUGGGGCGGUGGAAGCGGUUAAGAUUGCGAGGGCCUUGCAGGAUUCUCUCGUCACCGGUGAUCGUAUUUGGUUUGAUGGCAGGGGUGAGAGAUGUGAGAAGAUGUCAGUAAUCCAGUAG
This is a messenger RNA of Aspergillus tanneri, 1074 nucleotides long. RefSeq lists its product as uncharacterized. The record is from RefSeq and is a predicted model, not a curated record. Gene Ontology annotation, cellular component: cytoplasm. The coding region runs from base 1 to 1074 and encodes 357 amino acids. The transcript is spliced from 2 exons. Gene Ontology annotation, biological process: NADPH regeneration. Lineage: Eukaryota; Fungi; Ascomycota; Eurotiomycetes; Eurotiales; Aspergillaceae. Gene Ontology annotation, molecular function: nucleotide binding; oxidoreductase activity.